Molecule: messenger RNA, 570 nt
Organism: Podarcis muralis (Common wall lizard)
Lineage: Eukaryota; Metazoa; Chordata; Lepidosauria; Squamata; Lacertidae
Gene: RPL28
Product: ribosomal protein L28
Biological process (GO): translation
Cellular component (GO): ribosome
Molecular function (GO): structural constituent of ribosome
Source: RefSeq, a predicted model, not a curated record
GAAGAGGCGGGGCAGCACCGAGAGGUGGGAGGGAGCUGGUAUAAAACCCCCUCGCGCCGGCUCCGAACCUCCUUUUCCGUUUCCGGCCGUCGUCGCGAGAAGAGGGAUUCUGCACGAUGUCUGCCCAUCUGCAAUGGAUGAUAGUGCGCAACUGCUCGAGUUUCCUUAUCAAAAGGAACAAGCAAAUAUAUAGCACGGAACCAAACAACCUCAAAGCCCGCAACUCUUUCCGCUACAAUGGACUGAUUCAUCGCAAGACUGUUGGGGUGGAACCUGCAGCUGAUGGGAAGGGCAUUGUUGUGGUCCUCAAGAAGCGUGCAGGCCAGCGGAAGCCAGCCACCUCUUACGAGAAGAUCACCAUCAACAAAAAUGCCCGUGCCACUCUUAGCAGCCUCCGCCACAUCAUCCGCAAGAACAACUACCGCAAAGACCUGCGCAUGGCUGCUCUGCGUCGUGCCAGUGCAAUUCUACGCAGCCAGAAGCCGGUGGUGGUGAAGAAGAAGCGAACUCGGGCUACAAAGGCUACAUAAAACAGUUGUCAGAUUAUCCAAUAAAGGAUUAGAACCAGAA